Messenger RNA from Oncorhynchus nerka (sockeye salmon), 8022 nucleotides. RefSeq names its product anti-Mullerian hormone (gene amh). NCBI's taxonomy places the organism in Eukaryota, Metazoa, Chordata, Actinopteri, Salmoniformes, Salmonidae. The coding region runs from base 5783 to 7498 and encodes 571 amino acids. The record is from RefSeq and is a predicted model, not a curated record. Gene Ontology annotation, molecular function: growth factor activity. The transcript has 8 exons. Gene Ontology annotation, biological process: gonad development.
UCAAUCAGAGGGAUAAGAGGAAGAGACUGGUAGGGAGAGACACACAGACAACCUGGUUUUCCUGUGCUUCCAAAGCUGCUAUUCAGUUAUAACAAGGUAACUGAAGAAUAUCUACCUCAACCCAACGUAACCUAUGCAAAUGGACAGGUGUGGACCAAUGGACAAUACUAUCUCACUCGUGCUCCUAAGCCUGCUAAACCGCCACUGUACUGGGACUCAACACACACACACACACAGAGCUGAGCACACAUACACACACUGCUUCGGCAACUCACGCUGACACAUACUCGCAGCAUGGCGUCCUGAGCAGAGUUGAGCGGUCACGGGGGUGUUUGUGUUGUGGGUUGAGGCUGAUAGUAAUCACUGGGUUGUGUUCAUCCCAUCCUUAAUGAAUUGGUAUGCUGCCUACUCUUAACAUUAUAGUGACACAUGAAACGCACUGUUUCCAUGGCAGUAACUUGUAAAGGUACAUCACUGUCACCAUGUAACGUGGUGCUAAUAAGACUUACUAAAUAUACAUAGUUAUUUGUUAAAGACUCUAUUCACACAGUUGACUACAGAAGAAGUCAGUCAGCAGUGUAGUUUUACAUAUCACUGAUGCCGUUAUAUUAGUAAAGGCAGACAGUGUGUACAGUGGGAGAUUCGUGUGGGUCUGUCAUUCUAGUAGACGGCACUCUCCUCUUCUGUCAUUAUCUGACCACCGGGUGCUAUGUUAGACCUCACCCUCCACGCACACCAUCACACACACGCUAGACCAGUCUAACCCAGCUCUGAUCAGGACUAGGGACCAUGCAGCUGUGCCUCACUACAUCUCUAGCACCCUGCUACCUAACCUUGAACCCUGAUCAUUUGUUCAGUGAAUGAAAUAUCAUUUGAACACAUUAGCUUUUGGCUAAGUAUAAAACAGGGGGGAAGCUGUUUGUUCAAAUGCACUGGGUAACAUAUCUGUGUACCCUGUGACAAUGUCCCUGGUGCAGGGACAGCACUAUAGUCAGCCGUCAGCCCAGAGUAAAAGGUUCUUAGUUAUAUUGGUGUAAUUAUGGUCCGUGUCAAGUCAAAGGAUCAUUUAUGUGAAUAACGUUCGUGUCUGGACAUGAAAUGGUCGGCCCAGAGGUUCUCAUUCACUUAAGUGCUGCCGGCUGAGCUGUGCGUCAACACAUGCAUGAUGUGAACAGCAGAAGGACUGGAGGAUAGAAAGCGGAAACAGGAUUCAGUUACUGAGACAGUCCGUUUAUAAUCACUACUUAUAGAGCCAGCUGGAGUGCUAGGGGCGUAGGGACCCGCAACGCAAUGUGCAUUCUUCACAAGUAGGAAUCUCAACUACUCUUAAUCUAAGCUUCUUUGUUAUGUUUUUAUAUCCCUGCCGAAACACUGAUAUGAUGAAAAUGCAGGUGUAAUUUUGGGACUCAAAUGUUGUUUGUGUUGUAUUCAGGCAAAUCUCUGGAGUCACAUCUCACUGAGUUCACAGGGUAGAAAUGCUGUCUGUACGUGUCACCUUUUGUCCACUAACACUGUAGUGGCGCUUUCUGCAGCCACUUCAACCUGCACACACUGAUAUAUACAAACACCGCUCACACACUGGGAAAUGCAUGACUAACAAAAACUACUGGGCCAUUUUCACAGCUUUUCAUUGGAUUUUCUAUUUCAUUUUUGUAAACAGUAUUGUACUGUGAAUAAGAGACAUUCUCUGACUGUAUAAUUGUGUAUAAUUUAGAUUAUUAUAUUUAUGCUGUCAAGUUUCUCCAUUUUGUAAAGUUGUGUUUUUGUUUUCCUGAAACACGUGUAACAGUGUAGAAUGCAAUAGGUUUAAGUGUGUACUUGACUCACAGUCUGAAAACUAUGGUGCUACAAUCUGUAUAACUCUGGACUGUGCCUAAUAUUAUUUAUACAAUAUUAAGAACAUCAAUAACUGUCAAUACUUGGUGCUUGUCCACAGGGACAUUUUAAAUGCUAUUUUCUGGCAUUCUUUCUCGUAUUUAAAAUGCAAUUAUCCAAUUGAAUUGUUUUAAGUCUAGCGUACAACUGUAGACACUGCACGAUUUGAUAAAGCUAUCUUCAACCUACGGCUGACUCCGAGUUAUGAAAACAGGUAACGCUCUCAUUAGAUGUGAUUUUUCACAGUAUUCUUUUGGCAUACUGCGAAACACCCUUUUGCUUUCAGAAACUUGCAAAUUGUUCAGGACUAUUUGUAAAUGCAUGUGACGCUGUGUUUUGUACAGAUAAGUUUGUGUUAAGAAUGGUGUGUAGGUGAAUAAGAAAUGCCUAGAUUGAUUUUGGGGUAUUAUAUUUGUAUUUUAUUUUUUAUUUUUUCAUUUGGUGCUGAUGUGUGACCCACAUCUACAAGCCUGUCAAACAGGUUGGGCUUGGAAACAAGGGAAACAGCAGUGCGGAGUUGUUUAAAUCAGGGCCUUAAUAGAGUGAGUGAAACACCAUGACUGUUCAGUGUCAAUGAGGGCAUGCCAGUCACAUGGCACCGUCUCCUCUGAUAUACACAGGGAAACUCUAUGCUUGUACUAUUAUGUGGUUAACACAUACAGAGGGAGAGAUUUUGAGCUGCAACUAGACUGUCUUGAUUUGUUCUGGAUUGUAAAUCAGAUUUACUUCAUGCUUUUUAAAGAGAAACUUCUACUCUGUGAAACAACAUGUCUUUCAGUCAUUGUAAAAUAAUAUAUUUUAAACGAGAAAAGGUGCUGUUUCAACCAUACAAACUGAUUUCAGAUAAGGUUCUGGGUGCAUUCAAAAGCCAAAACUCAUCUUUCAAUUCUGCCUGUCCUGGGGUAUGUCUUAAAGCCGCCUCCUUCCCAUAGUAUGAGCAUAAUACAUCUGUUGUAAUUACAUGUUAAUUGUUCCAAUAUAACUGUUAGUAGAAUAACUAGUAUGCGUUACGUGGGUUUGCAACAACCAGGCUCCAUUUUGAUCUGAUUGUCAUUUGCCAGUCCUUACUAAUUGAGGAUGUGAAGCAGGAUAUUAAUUUAUCUUCAUUGUUUUGUUUGUUUCAUCUGUAUCUUUGAGGAGAAAUAAGACAUCACAGCUUUAGAGUCACAAUGUUGUCCAGUAGACAACAGUGCUUUGCAAUCAGGAAUGAGGACAAUGAUUUGCUCAUGUCGGUCAUGACCAGAGAAGCUAGUCCCCUGUUAUCAGCACUGACAGGUCUUUUGUAAUUACUGUUAUUGUUGAUGUUUUCAUUAUUUUUUUUGUUUGAUAUAAUUGCAGUUGGUAUCAAUUAUGCUUUUAUUAUGACAUAAGAUUCAGAUCAAAUUGGAAUACUCUUAGACAGACCGUACGGUGCUCUCCUACACUUAAAACAAGGAAAAUGCAGCUACUGAUUAAUACACUUCCUCUCCUGUUGUGCUAGAGGAGGGAAAAGGUUUAAUAAAAUUCAACACAAGCUCGCUUGUUGACUUAUUAUUAAUGUCCCAUCUGAAAAUAUACUUCCUAGUUGGCUGGAGUGGCAAUGUGUGUGGGAGAGAGAAUAAUAUUGUGUAGUGAAUAUUGUUACUUCGACGUACCCCAUUUUAAAUAUGUCCCCUAAAGAAGUACACAUGAUCUCUGGCAAAUUUUAAUACCGUAGUGCAGUAUACUGCUCUAUUAACUUUACAAUUAAGACUGUUUCACAUAACAAGACUCUGAAUCCUGCCAAAGGUCUCACUCAGGAACAUAGCAGAUAUCUUGAAACGAUAUAACACUACUGUAUACGUCACACUUAUCUAUAAACUAUGACUUCAUUAUCUCUUUCCCUAACUCAGGACCAGGGACCUCUCUUAUAUGUUGAUGUAACUUGAAAAAUCAUAUUGGUGCUUGGAGUUGACAAACUUCCUCGAAGAUGUAUGUUUGUCUCCUCAAUUUCUCACUGUCGCACACAUCUAGCCACUCCAGCAAAAGAUUGCAGCUUUGUGUUUGACUGGUCUGACAAUGUCGUGGAAAAUCCUCUUACACUCUCACAAAUGCCUCGUCUCACUCCCUCUCUCUGAAAAGGAAUUAAUGUCCUUUUUUUUAAGUGUUGUGAUCCCUACAUAGGGAGAACGCUGUGUAGUUGGACUGAAUUUGAACUCUAUGUGGAUCAGUAGAACUAAGGGCAGGUUUGAGGUGCAAUAACAGCAAACCCACGUUUCAAAACGCCUUGGGAUGUCAUGGGAACUCUUGUCUGGUGUUGGUGCUAUUAUCUUAGAUGGGUAAUGACAAAUUGAAAUUUGCUUUUGUUUAUUUGCCUUUUUAUGAUAAUUAUUAAUAAAAUGGUUUCUUAUAAAGUAUUUAAUUUGCAUCUCUGCUUAUUGGUGAUAUUCUGCAUGUUGAAAAGGUGAUUUUAUUUAUGCUUUUUAUUCAAAAAAUUGUAGGAUUUGUAUAUGGUGCAUGAUAUUUUAGUUUGUUUUCAAUGAAGGAUUCAGACUAUGUAGGGGUGGAAUGAGUGUCAUUUUUUUACUAUCAUUAUAGUAGUUCUGGUACAUUCUGUAAUAAAGCUAGGCUUAUCAUGGUUUUGACCAAAGAUGGACAGUAGUGUUUUGAGAAUUGUUCUUCAGUUCUGUCUUUAGUGGGGAAUACACAUUUAUGUCCAAAAUGUCCACUAUUGGGGAAUAAUUCAACAUUCAACGUCAUCUUUAUGAAUACUCUCUGAAAUAGUGUUCUGUGAUGUUACGUGCAUGUUUUCAAGCCAUUUAGAAAUGAUAAACAAUUCUUGUAAUUUUUAGUGGAUGAUUUGUGAAUCCUUGACUUUAUCACUUGGCGCUGUUGUCCACCAAGCAGGACAGACUGAACUGAACGACCUUGAUCGUGUGCAAAACAAAGCUGCAGCUGUUGGAUUUCUCCAUGAAACCAAGGCCGUGAGGCACUUUUCAACCCGAGAAGUCUCAACAGCAGCAUCUCAUAGUCUGUCCAUAGAUCCUUUAAUCCGUCAAGAACUCUUAUUUAGCCAACACUUCUUCUGUAUCUAUCUGGCAUGCAGCACAUCCAUAUUCCAUCCACUGUACUUAGUCCAAUAACUGCUGAGAACUUUUUAAAGCCAACGUGUCUGUAAUCAAUCGUCAAUUUGCAAUCGCAUCCUUAGAAUUGCAUCACAAAUGGCUACUUUUAUGAAGAACACUCCAAUAUCUGUUUGUGUAUUGGGGGGGGGGUGCGAAUUUGGCCACCAAGUUUCCUAAGCAUUUUCUUGUAUUUAUUAUUUUGGAAAUCUGUAAAGUAUUCAUAUGCAAGGUGUGAAAUUAGCAUGUUUUAGUCAAAUAUACCUGUUUGGGCUUCUUGCGGUCAAUUUGCAGUCUACAAAUGAUUUUGUCAUUUGUGUAUAUUCUGUUUUGCCGCUGAAUCUAGUUGAUCAUCCCUGAAGAAGAACUGUAUGUAAGAAAUGGCAGGACACAGAAGCAAUGAUAGUGUUGAUAUGCUGUAAUAGACCAGACAUUACCUACGAAAGGCCUUUAUAGAAUUGUCAUUACACGCAUGGUUUUUCUGUCUCCUUCAAACAUCCUCCCUUCCUUUUUGGAGGUGCUUAAAUCGCCAGUCUUUUCUCACCCACAGGGAGGGCAGGUGUCUGUCUGCCACACACAAAACACUCCAUUGUCUGUCUUGUGCUUCCUUUCCCUAGCCUUAUCUCAACCCACCGUAGUAUUCACUGUCCCUCCACAUCUUACAACAUAGGAUAGUUUCUCAAGGACACAUCACAUAGUAUGAGCUGUGUAUUUGGCAGCCUGUCCUCCUUAGCUGAAAGAGGGGCGGUACAUAAAACCCAUCUCCCUCGCUGACCUGACCCAAAACAAGUGUUCCAUCCAGACGUGACUGGACAGACAGGGUUACCAUGAGGCUAUGGUGCAUAUUCUGCUUGAUACUGCUGCUGCCCAGCACAAUGGUCACUCUGCCACACCAGGGCAGACUGAGUGACAGCCUGCUAGGCCGGUGUCAGGAGGACCCCACGCCAGACCACCCAGGAACAGGGCCAGGAGACAACCGUUCAGUGGAGGUUGGAAAAGGUUUGGGAGAGAAUGCCUUAACAUUGAAGGAGACCAUAAACUCCCAUCCCAGCGCUUCUCACCUACCUGGGGACACUCCAUGUUUCGGAAGGAUACCGUCUCAUGGAGAGGUUAUUGAGGAUAUGUUUUCAGCACUUCGUGAAGGUUGGGGCCAGGAAGGCGACCUGAGAAAGGAGGAUUUGACUCGAUUUGGCAUUUGCUCACACUCUGAUGGUGCUCCAGUACCUGCCUUAUCCACACUAGCUGAAGAAGCCAAAAAAGAGAAACAUGGGCUACAUGUUUGGCACCCAACCAAAGAGCUCAUGGAGGGUGAAGUGGAGGGAGGGGGUCUUGUGUUGACCUUCCACCUCCCCCGGCCUCCCCUCUCCAAUAUCAAGCCCAUACUGCUCCUUGCCUUUAGAAACCCCAAAACAGGAGCGCUCGGUGCCAUCACUUUCACCAGUCACUCCCUGCAGCCUUACAAACAGACGGUAUGUAUUUCAGAAGGAACACAGUUCCUCAUCCUAACAGGAAAGCAACCCGAGGGCAAAAGUCAACUGAAAUGGAGAUUCAAUGUUGACACAAAAACACCAGAGACAGGACAAAAGCUGUCUGAACUACGAGGUAUCCUGAUUGGUGACGGAACAAGAAGUGAUGUCAGUGUCAUUCCCCUGGUGCUUUUCUCAACAAAUAGAGGAACUGAUGAAAGAGUGACAGAAAAGCUGAGUCCUUCCCCUGCUCCCUCUGGGACCUACACGUUUCUGUGUGAGCUGCAGAAGUUCCUCAGUGACGUCAUGCCACCACAGAUGCAGUCACAACCAUGGGCUGCUUCGGUACCUCUGUACUCUCUGGACUCUCUUCCCCCCCUGUCCCUUGGGGUGUCGUCCAGUGAGACCCUCCUUGCCAGGCUGCUCAACUCCUCAGCUCCCACCCUGUUCUCUUUCCCCACACAGGGCUCUGUGCUCCAGGGGCAUCGCGGGGAGCUGUCCCUGCAGCCCGCCCUACUGGAGGUGCUCAGGCAGAGGCUGGAGGAGGUUCUGGUCCAGAUGAGGGUGGAGGAGGUGGGCAAAGCAGGAAUGGACAGACUGAGGAGACUCCAGGAACUCAGUGUCCUUCCUAAAGAGGGCGAGGAAGCACCAGCAGGUGUUGGGAGCCCCAGUGAAACGCAGUACCGAGCCCUGCUUCUGCUGAAGGCCCUGCAGACAGUAGUGGGAGCCUGGGAUGUGGAGAGGGGGCAGCGGGCCACCAGAGCAGGCCAGAAGGGCCCAGGGAACCGGCACCUUUGUCGACUGCACAGUCUCACCGUGUCCCUAGAGAAAUACCUGCUGUCUCCUCCUGAGGCCACCAUCUACAACUGCCAGGGAGUCUGCAGCUUUCCCCUGACCAACGGGAAUAACCAUGCUAUCCUGCUUAACAGCCAGAUCCAGAGUGGCCUGGCCCUGGAGCGCUCGCCCUGCUGUGUGCCUGUGGACUAUGAGGACCUCAAGGUGGUGGAGUUGGAUGAGCAUGGAACCAAUAUCUGCUACAAACCAAACAUGGUGGCCAAGGAGUGUGGAUGCCGCUGACUCCUCCAUGUGGUGCAAUGAUUGGUAUUAAAGGGCCAGGGCACCUGGGUUGUUGCACCAUUACUCAAUAAAAGUCAAGUAGAAUUGCAUGUUUUAAAUCAUUGAGUGCAUUUAUUUUGUUUAUUGUAAAUACAUUAUCACAUCUAGUUGUCUACAAUAUUAGCUGAUUUAAUACACAUUUUGUCACUCAGUUAUGUAAAUAGAAAACUCAUUGGCUCAGUGCACAUAUUGGAUCUUUCAAGUACAAUUUGUGCAUUAUCAAUUUGCACCACAUGAUCGUAUUGAAGGCUGAAAGAAUAUAUUGAUCAUCAAAUACGAGAUAGGAACCAGCUCAUCUUAUUGAUUUCUGUAUACCCUUUAAAUAUGAAGAACAUUUAUGCAUGAUCAGAUAAGACUGUAUGGUGCAUUUAAGAUCAUUGUGAUGUACUGUAAAUCAUUUUUUUUCUUUUUUUUUUUUACAGUAGUAACAUUUUAACUACAAUAUAUCCUUAUAUUUCAACAUAAUAAACACACUUUGAUUAGUC